UAAUUCAUUUUACGAUGUGGAGCAGCCUGUUCGUUCUCUUGGCGUUUAGUUACGUCAAAGGCGAUGUUCGAUUGGAUCCCUUGGUGGUCUACCUGCCUACCCAGGGUCUAGUCAAAGGUCUGAGGACUGACGAAGACUAUUCUCUAUUUCUGGGUAUACCUUACGCCAGGAUCAAUGAACAGAAUCCAUUUGGGGUCGCUGAACCUUACCCGUACUCCGAUGCAAUAUACGAAGCGUAUGAAGAUCCACCGGAAUGCCCUCAAAUGCUGGCCAGCGAUCCCAUCGGAAACCUAGAUUGCUUACGUCUCAACAUCUACGUACCAAACAAAGCCAGUUUUAGAAAUAAAUUACCCGUAAUCGUGUGGCUUCACGGCGGUGGAUUCAGCGUAGGCUACAACAAGCAAAACUAUUUCGGGGGUAAAUAUUUAGUCAAACAUGACGUCAUAGUCGUAGCCCCAAACUACAGACUUGGCGUAUAUGGUUUCAUGUGCCUCGAUACUCCAGAAGUACCAGGCAAUCAAGGUCUCAAAGACCAGCUAAGAGCUUUACGAUGGAUCAGAGAUAACAUCGCAUCGUUCGGUGGCGACGUUAACAAAAUAACCCUAAUGGGUGAAAGCGCUGGAAGCACUUCAAUUGAAGCUCACAUCCUAUCCAAAACAGAAAAACUAUUCAACAAUGUUAUCCUACAAAGCGGGACACUGUUAAAACCUCAAGUUAUUUCAGAGCCCGACUUGAAUGCUCCGAUUAAAAUCGUCGAACAAUUAGGUUUGCAAACUGACAACAACACCGAAGCUUUAGAGUUCCUAUCGACGGCAGAUCCUAAAUUGGUAAUCGCUGCGACGUCAAAGUUAUCAAUGAAAUUUACUUUAUGUUUAGAGAAGGAAUUCGAAAAUGUCGAGAGCAUAUUGGUCGAAAUGCCUUACAGAACAGACACGCCGAAAGUGAACGGUAUAAACGUACUCGCUGGAUACACAAACCGCGAAGGUUUAUUAUUGAACGCGAAGAGCCCUUACGAUUACAUUGAAAAUCCAAAUUAUUUCCGCGAAACAGUCGGAUCGGUCUUCAAAUAUGACGAGGGUUUCGAUCAAAUGGUUGACGUCGUCCGCAAUUUUUACGUAUCCAAUGCAAAUCUGAGCGAAGAUGACAACGCCAAUAUAAUAGAUUUCAAGGGCGAUUUCUUUUACAAUAACCCUUUACAGAUGAGUUUGGGAAAACUUUUGCAAAAUGGCGCUAAUAGUAUAUAUCAAUAUUUGUUUUCAUAUGAUGGAGAUUUGAAUUAUAUAAAGAAUGAAUAUAACAUAAGUUUGGAAGGCGCUUCGCAUGGUGACGAACUCGGAUACUUGUUUGUUAUGAGUGAUGAUAGAACUGCUCCAUCAGCCGAAGAUCAAAUGGUCAUUGAUCGUAUGACGACAAUUUGGACGAACUUCGCUAAAUACAGAAAACCAGUACCAUACGAAACGGAACUGCUACCUGUGACAUGGGAACCGAUCACAGAUGGAACUGUGCCCUGCUUGAACAUAGACUCAGAUAUGACGAUGAUAUCGAGACCUUUCAACAGCAGACUCGCAUUCUGGGAGCUCUUCUACACAGCGAACGAGCACAGACUCAAGGACUUGACGAGAAACGACGACAUUUAUUACUAUCAAUUCUUACUAAUAUUGUACGUACAAUCUAUCUUUCCAGAUCCGAUAACCUUAUCUGAUAAACGCCAUCUAAGAUCUAUUCAAAGUCAAUGUGAUUUCAUUACACAAGUUUCGAAGAUGUGGGCAACAGCUUGGGUUCUGGUGCUGGUGAUUGGGUUCACGCAAGGUGCCAUCAGAUUGGAUCCCCUGGUAGACACGCAGCAGGGUCUGAUUAGAGGUCUCAGGGCUGAUGAUGGCGACUACUCCAUGUUUUUGGGCAUACCAUAUGCUCAGGUCAACGAGGACAAUCCUUUUGGGAACGCGAACCCUUACCCCAAAUUCGACGACAUCUUCGAAGCUUACGAUGAUUCGGCGAUAUGUCCACAAGUCGAAGAGUUCGGUAACACUAUCGUCGGAGAUCUGGACUGUUUGCAUUUAAAUAUAUACGUGCCAAAUAAAGCCAGUAGCAGGAACAAGCUGCCAGUCCUGGUCUGGAUAUACGGCGGGGGCUUCACCAUUGGCUUUGCGAACAGAUACCUAUACGGUCCAAAGUUUCUCAUCCAACAUGACGUAAUCCUUGUCACCCUUAAUUACAGAUUAGGGCCAUACGGUUUCAUGUGUUUAGACACACCAGACGUUCCCGGAAACCAAGGUCUUAAAGACCAACUCUUGGCCAUGCGUUGGGUGAAAGAUAACAUUGGCUAUUUUGGGGGCGAUACCAAUAAGAUUACCUUGAUGGGCGAAAGCGCGGGGGCCGCGGCUAUUGAAUACCACUUAUACUCUAACCAGGAGAGGUUGUUCAACCAGGUAAUCUUGCAAAGUGGUUCAGCACUGUCUCCUUGGGCUUUAGUAGAAUCGGAUUCAACUGCUCCUCUUAAAAUCGCUGAACAUUUAGGUUUUCAAACAGACGAAGUAUCUGAAGCAUUAGCAUUCCUUAAAGAUGUUGAUACGAAAUUGGUUAUCGCAGCCACUUCCGAAUUGGAAAUAAAGUUCCGUGCUUGCGUUGAAAAAGAAUUCGAUGACGACGAAGGUUUCCUAACUGAUCACCCACAGAACCUGGACGUACCUAAAGUGAGAAACAUACCAGUUCUAACCGGUUACAAUAAUAACGAGGAACUUGUUAAUUACGCUGACAAAACUGUCGAUAAAUACUUGAACGUCUUCAACGAUCUAUUGGAGAUCAACUUCAAUUACGAUGACGAUUUCGCCGCGAUGGAAGACAUCAUUCGACACUUUUACAUCGGUGAUGAGGAGGUGAGCGACGAAGUAAAGAGCAGCAUCACUGAUUUCAGUUCCGACUACCGUUUCACGUAUCCCGUUCAGAGGAGUUUGAAGAAGUUCCUCGAGAAUGGUGCCAAGGAUAUCUUCUAUUAUGUCUUCUCAUACAGUGGAGGAAGGAACUUUGCGAAGAAUAAUGCAAAUGUCGGUGCUGAGGGUGCAUCGCAUGCUGACGAAAUCGGUUACCUUUUCGAUCUGUCCUACGACAAAGCAACGCCCUCGGAAGACGAUCAGAGGAUCAUUGACCAGAUGACCACGCUUUGGACAAAUUUUGUCAAAUACGGAAAUCCAACACCAGACACCACAGAGCUCCUCCCGUUCAAAUGGAUUCCGGUAACAAACGAAACAUACAACUAUCUGGACAUCGACGAGGAAUUGACGCUGAAGAGGAGACCUUUCCACGACAGAUUGGCUUUCUGGGAACUGUUCUUCAGGGCCAAUGAACUGAAGCUCAAAUAUCGAAAUGAAAAUUGA
Vanessa tameamea is the source of this 3374-nucleotide messenger RNA. RefSeq lists its product as uncharacterized. The record is from RefSeq and is a predicted model, not a curated record. NCBI's taxonomy places the organism in Eukaryota, Metazoa, Arthropoda, Insecta, Lepidoptera, Nymphalidae. The coding region runs from base 15 to 3374 and encodes 1119 amino acids. The transcript has 7 exons. Gene Ontology annotation, molecular function: serine hydrolase activity.